GUCAACACUCUUUGUUCGAUUCCAUUGGACCAAUUGGCGUGGAGGGGGGGCGGAGUCUGCGGCAAAUGAACAAGCAGCGAGCUGCGGCGCGAGAGGAGAGCAGCAGAGAGAGGACGCACACAUCCAUCCUUCCGUCCUACCUAUCACCGUGUAUCGCUGUCUGAGGUCUGUGCCGCGAUGUUGGUACUGGAAGUUGUCUCCCCGCUCCUCCUCCUCGCCAUCCUGUUGCCGGGCUACGGUUGCCGGGCGGCGGACAUACCGGAGGACACUACGUCGGAGUUCUCGGUCCGACUGUACCACCGGCUGCAGGCGGCGGGGGACCAGGAGAACAUCAUCUUCUCCCCGCUGAGCGUGGCUGUGGCCCUGGGGAUGGUGGAGCUGGGGGCCGGCGGGGCUUCACUGGAGGAGAUCCGACAGGCUUUAGGAUUCAGCCACCUGCAGCCAGGCGCUGAGUUCUCUUUGCUGCAAAACCUGACGGCGGCGCUGUCAGGCAAUGACUCCCACUAUGUCAUCAGAUUCGCCAACAGCCUUUUCCUGCAGGAAGGCGUCGCCUUUAACCCGGAGUUCCUGCACCAAAUGCGGAAGUACUUCCGGGCUGAUGUGGAAACGGUGGACUUCGGCGAAUCAGCAGCCGUGGCCGAGCAGAUCAACAACUGGGUGGACAAUCACACUGAGAGCAAGAUCCGUGAGCUGAUGUCAGCCGAGGACUUCAGCAGCGUGACCCGCCUGACCCUGGUGAACGCCGUCUACUUCAGGGGCUCCUGGAAAAACCAGUUCCGGCCAGAGAACACCAGAACCUUCUCCUUCAGCAGAGACGACGGCUCUGAAGUCCAGACGCUCAUGAUGUACCAACAAGGAGACUUCUACUAUGGUGAGUUCAGCGACGGCUCGCAGGAGGCCGGCGGCGUGUACCAGGUGCUGGAGAUGCCCUACGAGGGGGACGACAUGUCCAUGAUGAUCGUUCUGCCUCGCCAGGAGGUGCCACUGGCUUCCCUGGAGCCCAUCAUCAAAGCGCCCCUGCUGGAGGAGUGGGCCAACAAUGUCAAGCGGCAGAAGGUGGAAGUCUACCUCCCCAGAUUCAAAGUGGAGCAGAAGAUCGACCUGAGGAGCAUCCUGCAGGAGCUCGGAAUAAAGAACAUCUUCACCAACGAUGCUGAUCUCUCAGCGAUGACAGAUGGAAAGGACCUGUACAUUGGGAAGGCUGUGCAGAAGGCUUACCUGGAUGUAACUGAGGAGGGGGCGGAAGGAGCUGUUGGAUCAGGUAUGAUCGCUCUGACCAGGACCCUGGUGCUGUAUCCGCAGGUCAUGGCUGAUCAUCCGUUCUUCUUUGUCAUCAGAAACCGGAAGACAGGGUCCAUCCUCUUCAUGGGCAGGGUCAUGACCCCUGAAGUCAUCGAGCCCAACGACCACGACUUUGACUCCAUGUAACCGCUGUGGAGCUCACUCGAGAUCCUGACGUCAUAAACGCUACCUAUCCUCUAUCGCCAUCUUCAGCUGUGUUUUAUACUCUUUCAAAUAUAUAUAUAUAUAUACAAACUGAAUAGUAUACAAUACAUUAUAUAUUGAAAUAUGACAUACGGCAUUUGUGUUUUGAUACUGGAAGCUUUAAACUCCUGGAUUCAGACAUGCAGGACAAGGGCGCUGUACAUAUUCUCCGGUGUGGUUUGUUUAUGAGAAGAAGAGAGGAAGGACACACGAUAUGUAAUCCGCGCACAACCCCUUUAAGUUCAGCAGCUUUGCGCUCACUUAAGCCGACACAUGAUGCACAAAAACAAUAUUCUCUCUACUUCUAAAAUAUUUACUCUUUCUUACUCCAGAUGCAGUAUGUGCACACUGUAGGUUUCACACUAAUGAUAUACCAAUACGUUUGACAUUGUGUUAUAUGAAUAUCCAUAAUAUAUAUACUCCGUAUUUAUUGCAGAAUAUGUGCAAACAUUUCGUCUCAACAUAAUGAAUCUUGGUACUAUAUCUGUUCCAGACAAAAUUCUAAGUUUUACACGGGCACAUGGCUAAACUGCUGCUGUACUAAUAUGCCUUAUCAUAUCUCAGUGGUUGAAUAAGGCCCAGAUGUGCAUCACAGAGGUGAACAGAGGUGACUGCGUAACUAAGGCGGGUUGCUAUGGAGACGGACUGAAGCAUGCAGGCACACUGAAAAAGAUCUGCUGCACUGUAUUGGAUGUACAUCCAGGGAGAAACACCAGCUGUAUUCAGUCUUCUACUCAAUAAAAACAUGGAUGUGUUCCCAUUAAAAAAGA
Messenger RNA from Pungitius pungitius (ninespine stickleback), 2255 nucleotides. RefSeq names its product serpin peptidase inhibitor, clade I (neuroserpin), member 1 (gene serpini1). The transcript is spliced from 9 exons. Gene Ontology annotation, molecular function: serine-type endopeptidase inhibitor activity. The record is from RefSeq and is a predicted model, not a curated record. Bases 178 to 1428 code for a protein of 416 amino acids. Lineage: Eukaryota; Metazoa; Chordata; Actinopteri; Perciformes; Gasterosteidae. Gene Ontology annotation, biological process: negative regulation of endopeptidase activity.